This is a messenger RNA of Jatropha curcas, 778 nucleotides long. Its product is annotated as ethylene-responsive transcription factor WIN1. The record is from RefSeq and is a predicted model, not a curated record. Lineage: Eukaryota; Viridiplantae; Streptophyta; Magnoliopsida; Malpighiales; Euphorbiaceae. Gene Ontology annotation, biological process: regulation of DNA-templated transcription. Gene Ontology annotation, molecular function: DNA binding; DNA-binding transcription factor activity.
UAGUUACGUAUGAGCAUAAAUUUCCAAAUACACAAACCGUUAGCUCGCCGACCAAAAUUGAGCUUCCCCCUUAUCUUCUCUAUAACUUUCUCAUCUCAACUCUUCUUUGUACGUCAUUUCCUCUCUGGAACUCUGUACUUUUAUUACUAUGGUGCAUUCAAAGAAGUUCAGAGGAGUUAGGCAGCGUCAUUGGGGUUCUUGGGUAUCCGAAAUCCGACAUCCUUUAUUAAAGAGGAGGAUCUGGCUAGGGACAUUUGAAACAGCAGAAGAAGCGGCUAGAGCAUAUGAUCAAGCUGCAAUUUUAAUGAGUGGUCGAAAUGCUAAAACCAACUUCCCGAUAAAUCAAGACCCGAACCCUAGCGAGCCUUCAUCAUCUACUAAUGCUGCUAGUUGUUAUCAGUCAAAUGGUUUAUCUGAAAUCCUUCACGCUAAGCUUAGAAAGUGUAGCAAGGCACCAUCGCCGUCGAUGACUUGUUUAAGACUUGAUACUGAGAAUUCCCACAUUGGGGUAUGGCAAAAACGUGCAGGACAGCGCUCUGAUUCUGACUGGGUCAUGACUGCACAGCUUGGAAACAGAGACCACCAGGAGGGUUCUGAUAGCACAUUGGCAUCAGGUGAAUCCUCAAAAACACUACCGGUGCCGGAGUUGAAAUCGGAGAUGGAUGAAGAAGAGAGAAUUGCAUUGCAGAUGAUAGAAGAGCUUCUUAACCGGAACUGCCCAAGCCCAUCCUUUGGAGUUCAAGAUGAGGAUGGUAGCUUUUUUCUUUAGUCUAUAAUA